AUGAGCCGAUCACAAACUCAGAUCAGUCGAUCAGCUGAUCUUCUGAAAAAUAAUCAACAAAUAUCAAUAAGCUUGAACUCAUUUGAAGUUUCCUCAACCUUAAUAGCAGGUGCAGGAACAUUGCUAAUUAAUGGUCGAGAAAAAUUUAUGCAUACAAUCGAUGAAAUGCAAAGUAGCAUGCAGUGUUGUGGCUUUAUGGGAAAUCAGAGUGAAUGGGUCGAAUAUAAGACAAUUUAUUAUUUUGAUCCUCUAGAAGAUAAAAUAAAAUUAAUGCUUAGUGAUGGAAAACAACUUAUUUGGAAACCAAGGAAUGAAGAAGAAUUUAAGAAUUUAGCACCUUUAUCUUGCUGUCCAAUUACUGAUAAACACUGCCCCUCGGAAAAACGAUAUCAAGAAGGUUGUGUCAGGAAACUGAGUACAAAUAUAUCAUUUUUAAUGGAUUCUGUUAGCAUUGCUUUAGCAAUACAACUUUUAAUUUCGGUAUUAGAAGAAAUGAUAUUUGCGAAUAUUAUUGCUGAAACUUCAACUAUUAGUACUCCAACUGAGAUUUCUUGGAAAAAAAAUGAUGUUUAUUAA
Messenger RNA from Thelazia callipaeda (thelaziosis nematode), 576 nucleotides. The record is from the annotation of a GenBank genome assembly. Lineage: Eukaryota; Metazoa; Nematoda; Chromadorea; Rhabditida; Thelaziidae.